This is a messenger RNA of Mycosarcoma maydis (corn smut), 1158 nucleotides long. RefSeq lists its product as uncharacterized. The coding region runs from base 1 to 1158 and encodes 385 amino acids. Lineage: Eukaryota; Fungi; Basidiomycota; Ustilaginomycetes; Ustilaginales. Gene Ontology annotation, biological process: nucleoside catabolic process; nucleotide biosynthetic process. The record is from RefSeq and is a predicted model, not a curated record. The transcript has a single exon. Gene Ontology annotation, molecular function: ATP:ADP adenylyltransferase activity; sulfate adenylyltransferase (ADP) activity; bis(5'-nucleosyl)-tetraphosphatase activity.
AUGCCUUCGCACAUAACGAAUCCAGAUUCAGACCUCAAGUCGCUCGCUCUGGCGGUGAAAAAGAAAUUUGACGUGGCGAUCGCCCAAGGAGAUGCGUUUUUCUAUCCCUCCGAAAAGAUCACUGUGCAAGAAUCCGAGGCGACUGGGGUGUUGUGGCAGAUUCGAACUGUUCCGGCGCUGUUGAAGAAACCGAAAGCCAACGGUACCGACUCUUGCUCUGAAGAAACAGAACAGCAAGCGAAUGAGAGCAAGCCGGAGCAGAACAAGUCGGACGUGUUCGCCCCGCCUUACGUGCCCAACCUGGUGGUGCGCGAGCUGGCGGAGCAUGUGAUGCUGCUGAACAAAUUCUGCGUCGUCCCAGAGCACUUUCUGAUGGUCACACGCGAGUUUCAAAGCCAAGACCUACCGCCUUCGCCAGCAACACUUUCUCUCGCCUACCGCAUCGUCUCCGCUCACCGAUCCACCGCUACAGAAUUACUAGCAUUCUAUAACUGCGGUACGAACUCUGGUGCAUCCCAACCACACCGUCACCUGCAGUUCGUCCAAUGUCCACCACUCGAUACGACGAGCGCAGAAGCAGUCGAUUCAAGCCGCUUGACGCAGGAUGAUCAGGACAAGAUCACCGAGAGCGAGUACAAGGUUCCCAUCGAGUUUUUGUUGGAUCGAAUCGAACGCGACGGGAAAGAGCAACAUAGUGUGCACGCAUUGCCGCUACCGUGGCAGCACUUUGUGGCGCUGCUCAAUCCGAGUGCUGCAGCGCGAAAGGACGAGGGAGAGAUGGAGAGAUACGUGGGGAACAAAUUCAUGGGACUACUGGACGCUUUGUUCCGCGCAAGGAUGUUUGCUCAGAACGCUGAUCGAGUUAAGCAGGCGGGUAGACCGGCGUUCAACGUGUUGAUCACCAAGAGGGCGAUGCAUCUAAUUCCGCGAUCGCAAGAGGAGUACUCUGGAUUGCAAGGGAAACGAGAGGAUGGAAAGGUGGGAAACUUGUCGAUCAACUCUCUCGGUUAUGCUGGAUUCAUGCUCACUAGGUCGGUGGAAGAACAACAGGCGUUGAAAGAUGUGCAAGGCGGUGUUGAGGAGGUGCUUCGCGUGACAGGUGUGCCUCCGGUCGAGGAUGUAACCGUUCAGGCUGGUUUGCCGACGACAAACAUGUAG